CCAGGGUUUUGCAGAUUCUCCCGCCCUAGUAAUCUGUUGAUUACGCUUUGUCACAGUGCCAUGUUGCCACGGGAAUAAGUGGCAAAUGGUGUAGUAGAAACGUGGCAAUAGUGUACGAUAUGCCAAGCGAGACGAGACAGCCGUAUGGCAACAUGAGCACCUGCCGCCCUGCCACCGCUCCCUGGGCGGCAGGGCUUACUGGAACACUACCUCCAUAUGCCAAUGAUGCCAUGACGGGAGUGAGGACCAUUAAAUGAGCUGAGCAGAGCCAUAGCAAGGUGCAGGAAAGAAAGGGAGUGGAGGGUGCGGCGCGGCAGCGUGGUGGCGCGGGGCUGCCGCAGUCCCUCCGCCGCAGCGAGGUUCAGUAGGGUGAGCGCCGCCGAACAGAGGAGAGGUCUUUAGAAUGCGUUAUGUCGGCCCACGCCGCUAAUUCGCGGCUGGCCAAUAGCUUUUCCGUGUUAAGUCUCACUACUAGCCGGUCUCCGCCUAUAGAGACCGGCGGUGUAGCGGAGACAAGUGCCUACAGUGCCAGGCGAGGAGAUGGGGUGCACGUAGCCAGUCCACGCGACCCCGCCACCACCACCACCACCAACCCGGCGGUGGCGGCAGCACCAGGCGGCGGCAACAGGCCCAGCGGCACCGCGCCCUGCACCUCCUCGCCCCCCACCAGUGCCAAAAGUGUCGGUGGAGUGAGUGCCAGUGAAUACACAGUGAGUAAAGGCCAUGGGAACAGUGCCGCGGGUCACCAUGGCAGUGGGGGUCGGGAAGGGGGUGACGGGGGGCGAGGAGGGCAUGGCCUGGGCGCUUCCCCCGCCACCAGCAGGAGGGGCGAAGGUGGCAGGCAAAGCAGGAUGGACGCCACCUCCUUCAGGCUGAGGCUCAGGAAGGGAGGCGGAGAGGGCGUCACCAAGAAGGGUCCUAUGGUGGCCAAGCAUCCCUCCACCUCCCCGUCCUCCACCUCCAUCACCACCACGACCACCACCACCACCACCACUCCGUCCUCCACCCCCGCCUCCGCCGCCGCCACCACUGCCACCACCACCACCACCACCGCCGCCUUCUCCACCUCCACGACCAUCGGCGGAAAAGAAGUGAGGUCCCCAGUGGGCCCAGGACCCCCCGGGCUGGGCAGUCAUCGGCGGCGGCCAGGCUCUCCCGAUCCUCGAGCACACGCCAGGACCCGAGCCGCUCACCGAGACUCCCCAAGGAACUCCCCAAAGACCUCCCCGCGCUCCUCUCCCAAGUCCUCACCAGUGAGGCAGCUUCACCGAGAGCGGUCGGUCAGCCCACGACGGUAUGUGCCGCGGGGCGGGGGCGUGGGCGGGCGUGGCCCCGGCACGCGGGUCACGCCCUCGCCGCCCAACAAGCGCGCCACGCCGCCCACCUCCCCGCGGGUGAGGCGGCAGCGGUCCCCCUCCAGUGGGGCGCCGCGCAGGAACCCUUCGCCAAAGCUCAGUGAGGCUGGCGGCGCCAAGACACGGCAGAAGCGUGGUGUGUCCCCUGGUGCUGCCUCCGUCCCUGCUCCUGCCCCCGCCCCCGCCCCCCUCCGCUCUCCUUCCACGCCCCCAGGCUCCCUCACCCCCGCCUCUCGCAGGCCCCCCUCGCCCACCUCCACCAUCGCCGCUGCCGCCGCCGUGGUGGCUGCCGCCGCCAAUAACCUGAGUGGCGCGGCGCGGCCUCCCUCCCCCGGGGCGCGGACCCCUGCUUCCUCCACCACUAGCAGCAACCAGCGGCCUCCUUCUCCGGGAUCGCGCCGCCCCCCGUCACCGCGGGGCACGUCUCCCCGGGGGCGCGGCACGUCGCCAGGGUCCCGCGGCCCGCCCAUCAGUGAGGAGGCACUGAGGGCCAGGGUGCGGCGUGCCCUCAACGCGCGGCUGUACCUGCUGCACCAGCCUGGCCCCAACUCCUUCACGGUGGGCGGCGACUCACCCACACACAAGUACAAAGUCAUCAUUGGACCCCAGACCUGCUCCUGUGGCCACGGUCCCUACUGUGUGCACGUCAUGUUUGUGAUGGUGCGUGUGCUGCAGGUAGGAGAGGCUAACCCUGUGCUGCUGGCGGGCACUCUCAAGGACUAUGAGAUUGAGCAGUUGAUGGGAGCCUACCAGGAGAGGAGAAAGAAAGCAGCGAUGUCACGAGAGAGACGACAGGGAGGGGGCAGUGGGGGUGUUGGAGGGGGUGUGGCAGGGGGCAGUGGUGGGGGGCGGCACAGUCCCUCCAACACCCCCACUGGAACCCCCUCCCCUCACGCUGAUUCCUCUGGCGGAGAGGAAGAGUCACAGUGCCCAAUCUGCCUGAUGUGCAUGGUGGAGGGAGAGAGCCUGGUAGCAUGUGAGGCCGGCUGCAGGAACCAGCUCCACCACCACUGCAUGGCCGUUUGGGCUGCCGACCGCCACGCACAGGGCCAGCCUCUCCUGUGUCCCCUGUGCCGCCCCUGGCCCCUCAAGCAUCACCCACGCCUGGCUCCUGCCCCACCUACAGCCAUGCGCCCUCCCCCCACUACCUCAGCCCCUGCCGCCCCCACGCAGGACUUUGCCUCCGUCAUGAGCGCCAGUUUCUCCGGGGAGGUGUCGGCAGCAGCGAUGGUGAGCGCCUCGCAAGAAGCUGUACCGCUGCCACGCAGUGAACCCAUCCCAGAGGAACACGAAUCCACAGCAGCCAACUGGGUGCAUGUUUUUGGCAAGGAGCUUGUGGCCUGCCUCUUCUCCCGGGACUGGGUCGUCAGGGAGACUGGACUGCGCAGGCUAGCACACGAGGUGGUGAAGGUGCUGCACUGGGAUCGGCUGGUCACAGGGGAGGAGAAGCGGCAGCUGGUGAUCCAUUGCUGUGCCAACAUCCUGGGCCAGGUGGCCAAUGACCCAGUGUACAAGGUGUACCUGGCCUGCUUGACCUGCCUGCGGGUCCUCCUGGCCCACCUCAGCCCAUGCUCCAGCACCCAGGUAGGUGAGCUGCAGGAGCUGCUGCGGCCGCUGGUGUACACACUGCUGCUCAAGUGUGCUGACGGCAACCGCCGCACCUCCCAGAUCAGCGUGGACUCCAUCCUAGAACUGUCCCGCGGCCAGGAGGGUGAGCUGGCCCUGGCUACCCAGACAGCCUGUCCCACGCCGGGCCUGGGGGGCAUCUCCUUUGUGCUGUCCUGCAUCCUGGACGACACGCCACCAUCUGAGGCGCCGUGGCAGUGGUUGCUGGGCCGCCUGUGUGUGUUGGACCGCCUGCUAGACAAGUUCCCCUCUGAGUUCCAGCUGCAGUACAUGCCGCUGCAGGCUGGCGUGGAGAGUGGUUACAAGCUGGAGCACUACGACCGCCUAGUGACGGUGGUGGAGUUUGCCUUCAAGGCACUGGGCAGCAGCCACGCCACUGUCAGCAAGCUGGCACGCCGUGUCUAUAUCUGCGGCGCACGCUUUGCUGCAGCUGAACCAGCAGUGUUCCACCAGGUCUGUGACAUGCUCACCAAGCUGGACGUGUCGCUGCAGGCCAGGCUCAAGCGGCGCCUGCAGUCCAUGCAGGGCCAGCACGGUGACCGCAAACUGUCUGCGGCACGCCUGGAGGGCAAACUGAGUCUUGGCACCUGGGACUUGGCAGACGGUGCUGGGCCACGCCUGGUGCGCUCCGUGUCCCACUCCCCCUCUAGGAUGCUCUCUGCCCUGCGCUCCUCCUCCCAGUCUCCAGCACGCCAGCCACUACUCUCCACCUCGGCCAAGAAGGAGGGUGCCAAGGUGCCGCCUGGUCCCACCCCCUCCCCGCCGCGGCCCACACACCUGCCACUGGACUGCUUUGAGGUUAACUUCAAGAAAAAGCAGGCCAAGCUGCGGCUGUGCCAGAAGAUGAAGAAACACGACGUCCCCUUCAUGGUGCACAAUGUGCUGGUGUCCCCCAUGCAGCAGCAGCAGCACCAGCGCCUCAGCUCCGCCAAGAUGGCCGGCGUGCUACACAAGAGUGGCCUGUCCCAGAGCCAGGGGGAUGCUCUGGACAUGUCCCCACAGACCCCCAUUGCCUCUGUGGUGCCACCAAAGUUCUCCUUCAAGGACGUGGUGAGCACCCCCACCACUCCAAAGGGCUGGUGGGGCUGUACCCCCAUCAGGGAGACACAGGCCAGCCAGUCUUCCUGGGCGCCCUAUGAGACACCCCUGCCAGUUAUCCCGGGCCUGGAGCUCCUGCCGCCCCACCUCGACGAGUCGCUACACCCUCAGGAACAGAAUGUGGAGGGUGGACAGUACGAGGAGGGACGGGACUGGAUACUGGGGCCAAAGUUGGGCACAGGGGCGUUCUCCUCCUGCUACCAGGCAAGGGACAUACGCACGGGCACCCUCAUGGCUGUCAAGCAGGUGUCCUUCUGUCGCAAUGAUGAGGAGGAGCAGGAGCGAGUGGAGGCUUCCAUAGAACAGGAGAUCCUAAUCAUGUCCCGCCUGCGUCACUGCAACAUUGUGAGGCUGCUGGGGGCAUCACGACACUCCACCUCCUUCUCUGUUUUCACUGAGUGGAUGGCUGGCGGGUCUGUGGCCAUGAUGCUGGACAAGUAUGGCAUCUUCUCAGAAGAGGUGAUUCUCAAGUACACUCGGCAAGUGCUGGAAGGCCUGGCUUACCUUCACGAUAACAAGAUACUGCACCGAGACCUCAAGGGUGCAAACCUUCUGAUAGACAGCACAGGCCAGUGGCUGAGGAUUGCCGAUUUUGGGACGGCCGCCCGCAUGGCCAGCAAGUCCACGGUGACAGGAGAGUUCCAGGGGCAGCUGCGGGGCACCAUUGCCUUCAUGGCCCCGGAGGUGCUGCGUGGGGAGGACUAUGGCCGCUCCUGUGACAUGUGGAGUGUUGGCUGCUGUGUCAUUGAGAUGGCCACCACUAAGCCACCCUGGGAGGCCGACUACGUCUCCAAUGAGCUGAAGCUUAUGUACAAGAUUGCCAGCAGCAACGGGCCACCCCCCGUGCCAGAGACGUUGUCAGCUGUUACCCGGGACCUGGCAUUGCGGUGCCUGGAGAUCAAGAGUGAGAACAGACCACCGGCCAAGGAAUUGAUCCACCACCAGUGUUUCAAGACACAGCCACCCUGACCCCCACCCUCCCCUCACACCAAACACUUCCCUUCAGGAACAUUCACAAAUAACUAAAUUAAAUCUGCCAUAAAUUCUCUUUAUUGGCAUUUUCAAAAUUUCAACUGGUUUAAUCUCUGCAACAAAUGGUUAAUUUCUGAAGUUGUGACUAGAUGGUCUGAGUGGGCGUGAAGGAAGCACCAGCCAGUGUGGCAGCCACUACCCUUCACGGGAACAUCGCAGCAAAAGUGCCUCCAGCUGUCAUUGGCAGAUUCAUUAAAUUAGUUCAUAGCAUAAUGCUUGAGGAACCAAUGCUGUUUUCUACAUUUUACCUCUUGUCUUAAAAGCCAAUAGUACAAAUCUUGACUAGGUUACUACCAGCAUCUUGGAUUUUUCUUUAUUUAUCGAGGGAGUUCCUCUCAAGUUUAGGUGUUCAGGAGUGAGCUGGCAUUGCAAGCACAGUGUUUUGUUAGGGAUACCCAGCUCCCAGUGUGUAGCAAGGCUGUGCACGUCGGCGUGGGUGACAGACAGCCACCUUCAGGGACACACAACACUCACAACUUAACCAUUUUGGUGGAGAGAGCCUCACAACACCUGAGGCCAACUUAUUUUAUUUAGUGUGAGGGAGAGGUCCUUCUGUCAUGCACCACCACCAAUACUGCCAGCCUCCUCUGUGUGUGUACCUCAAGCACACUUGGUGGCCAAAAUGUAGCCAGUGGUGAUGUGUUGGGUGUGGGCAUGCAAAUGUUGCUGUGUGUGGUGACAUCACCUGUUCCACCAGCAUUCCCAUUCUAGACCUCACAAACUCCUUAUUGUCUCCACCUCUCAUGUCCCUGGCAGGAGCAGCAUCCCUGCAGUGCUGCCCUGGGAUGCAGGGGCUGCAGCAGGGCAGUGUGUGCUGCUCCAGUCAGGGCUGAUGGGACCUGUUAUCUGAUGUCUGUUGUUGUACCAGAAAUUCCAUUGCAUUUGUAAUGCUCUACAAAGGGACUACAGAUCUCAGUGUAAUUUAGGGGACCAACCUGCUCUUUACUAUUUAUGUAUUUUAUUUAAAUUAUUUGUAUUGUGUUAUUUCUUAACGUUCCUUGUAUAAAUUGCUCUGUCCCCAGCUUCUAUCCACAUUAUACUUCCUGUGUUCAUAGGAGCCCUGUUUCUCCUCACCCGACAAUAGGGUGUUGGCGUGGGUCCUUACCCUGCGGGACGCCGACACCCAUCUCAGCCAAUCCCCUGCCAGGGAACAUUGGCUGAGAGGGGUCUGGGGACCUCUGCUGCCCUGCCACCUCACAGGAGUUUUGCAGUGAUGAGCACCAAGUUCAAAAGUUUUUUGUUGUCAUUUUUUUUUUUGACUGUCAAAGCCAAAUUUCCCUGUUUGUAAGGGAAAACAAAACCUAGAAACUUUUAUUUAUUUAUUUAUACUUUUUUCUCCUGGUGAGCCAGUGAACAUUUGCAUAACUCUGACCCUGUUCUUGUAGUCUUAAGAGUUGAAUGAGACUGUCACCAGGACUGCCCAGCCCAGGUGGCCUCUACCCUGAAGGUUGCAGGUCACUGGCUAGAGUCACAACUUCCAAAAAAUAAUGUCAGCAAAAACCAUGUAAAGAAAAAAAAUGGAAUCGCUACCCCAAACUGUGCAGUGUUUUGGUGACAGUCCUCUUUGACAUUCGAAUUUAGGGAGAAAAAAAAAAGAUUAAGUACUUAGUAUCAGUCGGGACUGAAACAAACCUGUUUUGAGGAGAGUUCUUCACUAAUACAACUAUAGAGAAUUUGUUUACUGAUUGUUAGGGCAACAACCAACCCACAGAAGAAGUGCCGAACAAUACACGAUGAACAAAAUUUAAUGGGGAAAUGAUUCUCAGUAUGGGAAAGGAAAAUGUUGAGCAGUGGGGCUCUGUAUGUGUGUGUGUGUGUGUGUGUGUGUGUGUGUGUGUGUGUGUGUGUGUGUGUGUGUGUGUGUGUGUGUGUGUUUACCUUCUUGUAAUAUCCUUUCCAUAUCUACAUUUAUCCAUUAUUUCCUUUCAAUAAUAAUUUUUUAAGUGUUGCAAAAUCAGUGUAUUUCUUGGCAUUAUUUGUAUAUCUAGUCUUUGUCUUCCACAGUUUAUUCUUGUUCCCUCAAUUUGUGACUGGAUCAGAUGUUCGAGAGAGAUUUUUGUUGUUUAGUUUGGAUAUGAAGUGUAAUGCAAGUCAAGGUGUUAUUGUGAAAUGAAUGCAGUUAGUGUGCAGGGCCCCACUUUCACUCACUUAUCCAAGUGGCCAAUAUGAAUGAGAUUUGGAAUCAAACAAAAUAAGUGUUGGGGAAGGAGAGAGGGCUGGUAGUGGCAGGGGUGGUGGUGAUGAUGAUGGUGACUACUGGUGUGCCUUUAUGUCUUCCUUUACCCACACAACUCAUCCCUCGAGUGCCUUGGUGACACAUUAUGAGUACAACUGUAAAGGCAAUGCUCUUACUUCCCCAUCAGUGAGGGAGGAAGUGUGGGUAUGGCCUGUAUCCAAUGACUGCCUCACUGCCACGCCUGCCUGCCUCUUCCCCACCACGUCCCCCACCAGCGUUCUUCGUGGUGCCAAACUGUACAGAGCACAUUUCUUAGUUUAAGCUAUUUUUCUACAGUUCACUGUUUGCAUUUCUUUAAUGAAAUCCUCUUUUUUAUUUAUUUUUAUUCAUGUCCGGGACCAAGUUUUUAAGAGAACUUUUUAAUGUUUGAUAAUUUUUUUGUAGUUGACUUUUUGGUAGACUAAAAUAAAAUUGGAAAAUUUU
Messenger RNA from Portunus trituberculatus (swimming crab), 7770 nucleotides. RefSeq names its product mitogen-activated protein kinase kinase kinase 1-like. NCBI's taxonomy places the organism in Eukaryota, Metazoa, Arthropoda, Malacostraca, Decapoda, Portunidae. The record is from RefSeq and is a predicted model, not a curated record. Gene Ontology annotation, molecular function: protein kinase activity; ATP binding; zinc ion binding. Gene Ontology annotation, biological process: protein phosphorylation.